Molecule: messenger RNA, 3625 nt
Organism: Neoarius graeffei (lesser salmon catfish)
Lineage: Eukaryota; Metazoa; Chordata; Actinopteri; Siluriformes; Ariidae
Gene: s1pr2
Product: sphingosine-1-phosphate receptor 2
Exons: 3
Coding region: 692-1792 (366 amino acids)
Biological process (GO): sphingosine-1-phosphate receptor signaling pathway
Cellular component (GO): membrane
Molecular function (GO): sphingosine-1-phosphate receptor activity
Source: RefSeq, a predicted model, not a curated record
AUUGGUCUAAAUGUAGACAGUUCAGGUAUAGCAGUUCAGUUCGCAACAGCUGUAGGUGUGUAUGGGGCGUGUACUUGUGUGUGUGUGUGUGUGUGUGUGUGUGUGUGUUUGCGCCUCCCUGAUGUCUAGCUGACCGACGCUUCUUAGAGAAGGCUGCAGUAAAGCUCAGACUUGCCUGGUCCGUGGAGUUUCACUGAAGAAAAUCUUUUCUACACGCAGAAUGGUGACUUUUUAUUUUCAGAAAGGACCAUAGACUUUUUUUUCCCAAGGGGUUUUAUUUGUCUUUACGCAAAACCUGCUGUUGUAAGACGGCUGUUCCUGUAGUUGACUAAACCCCAGAGCUGGGCUGAUCUGAACUUUUUGUAUUGUUAUUGGGGUUUUUUUUUAAUGAUUCAUUGACUGAGUGGCUGUCGGGAAUCAAGAACUCAUCUGGACUGAAAUCACUCCGCGCUGAAUUUUGUAAAUGAGGAGUGGGUAACGUUUCUUCUCUGCGCCGGCCAUCUCACAUGGAACACAAGAUGAAUGUGGAUUAUGUCCUUUCUACACAGUACGACAAAAUUCGGAGGAAAACUCGACACGAUAGCGCAACCCAGAGGGACCUCCUGGGCUACUAAGACGUGACUCCAGGCUUGGCGCAGUCUCCUGGACCCAAAAUCUCAGACAGACCAGUGUGUGAACAUCAACAGAGACUAUGGCUGACCAAAAUCUGUGCAUUGAUGACCCAGCAAAGAGCAAAUACUCUGAGUACUACAGCAAAGGUCUCAUCACAUUGCACUAUAGCUGUGCCAAAAACUUGAGCUUGAAUGACGUGAAGACCCGUAAUGGCAGAGAUUGGUACAGCCCACUCAACAUCAUCUUCAUCAUCAUCUGCACCAUCAUAAUUCUGGAGAACCUCCUGGUACUCAUUGCUGUUUGCCGAAAUAAAAAGUUCCACUCAGCUAUGUUCUUCUUCAUUGGGAAUCUAGCAUUUUCGGAUCUGCUGGCUGGCUCGGCUUACAUCGCCAAUAUAUUUCUAUCAGGCAAAAGGACUUUGGAGCUAAUGCCCGUGCAGUGGUUCAUAAGAGAAGGGACUGUUUUUAUUGCAUUGGCUGCAUCAGUGUUCAGUCUGCUUGCCAUUGCUAUAGAGCGCUACAUUGCCAUAACUAAAGUCAAAGUUUACGGCUCCAAUAAGACCUGCCGCAUGUUCCUGCUUAUCGGAGCGUGCUGGGUCACUUCGCUCCUUCUUGGAGGACUUCCCAUUUUAGGCUGGAACUGCAUCAACGAUCUGAAGGAGUGUUCAGCCAUCCUGCCUCUCAAUUCUAAGCGCUACAUCUGCUUUGUGGUAACCAUCUUCAGCGUCAUCCUGCUCUCCAUUGUCAUCUUGUAUGUCCGUAUCUACCUGAUUGUCCGUUCUAGCCACAAGGAAACCACUAACAUGGCUUCCUACGCUCUGCUCAAGACCGUCACCAUUGUCCUGGGCGUGUUUAUUGUGUGCUGGCUGCCUGCCUUCAGCAUCCUGCUGCUUGAUAUCCACUGCAGUAUGUUCCGCUGUCCCAUCCUCGGCCACGCCGACAUCUUCUUUGGGAUCGCCACCUUGAACUCGGCACUGAACCCGCUCAUCUAUACACUGCGCAGUAAAGACAUGCGGCGGGAGUUCCUGCGCGUGCUGUGCUGCUGGGGGCUCCUCCAUAGCGGCCGGCCGGCGGAACGCUGCUUGAUGCAACUCAAGAGCUCAAGCUCGAUGGACCACUGCACCAGCAAACAUGAACAUCAGACCACUCCUAUCAUGCAGGACUGUACUACUUGUGUUUGAGCUUGGGGAACGCACCCAGGCUACAUCAAUAAAGGUCUUUGAGUGGGUUUAGGUCUGGAAGGAAGUCGAGGUAUUUGUGUUCGUGGAUGAUGCAUGCAAAUAAAGGACACCUGAAGAUUCGUUCUGCCAUAGAUGCAUUACAUGAUCAAAAGUGGUGAUUGAGGUUUUGCAUCUGACUUUUUUACAAAGUGAUCAGACCUGUGUGAAUUUUUUUUUAAUCACUUUCUAUGGACUCUUAUGAGCUAAAAGCAAGUAUUGCAAUUGUGGUAUGGACACAGUUAUGUAUUGUUAUUAUUUUUUUGUUGUUGUCAAAGACCUGCGACCUCCACUGAAUGAUUUUUACUUGUUUUGAUACCGUUCAUACUCACCAUGUCAUAUUUAGUCAUAUGGCAGUGACCAUAAAAGUGACCAAAUCUUUUUUUUUAAUUAUUAUUAUUAUUUUUUAUUUGUUAAAUCAACGUCUAAGAUCAUGCACUUUCAAGCAUAUCUGUGAUUGUAUGUAUUUGUGACUUACUUGUGAGUUAGUGAAUCUAACAAAGACAACGUUGCAUGAACAUGAAUAGAUGAGUCUUGGAGUGACUCAGCAGACUUGAUUCAUAAAGAAAAGGGAGGUACUGAAUGAAUAGUUACACUCCGCAGUGCACUCCUUAUGAGCCAUGGGUACAAAACCAUGUUAUGUUAUUCCAUUAUAUUCCCUUUAAUUAACUACAAUAAAAACAAAAGUACUACACUUCAUUAUAUUGCAUGGCAUAACCUGUGUACAAACUAAUCUAUGGCGUAUUCAUGUACAAUUUCAUCAUUAACCCUUUCCUCUCAGUCUCUCUGGCCUUUGCUUGUGUUCGUGUGUGCAUGUGUGUGCGUAUGUGUGGACUAAGUGUUUCCUUUAAGGAAGACACAAACAGAAAGUACAUUUCCUUAAGCGAAAUGGCAUGGACAUGUUUCACCCGGCCUGCAGUAAUCCCCCUGGACUUGUCUUGACAACGUUGUAGCGUCGCUGCAGCAGCAUGUCCUUUCUGUUUUUGUGCUCUCCUGAAACUGAAUGUAUGCAUGUGAAGUGUUUGGAGCGAAAUGCUUCUUUUUGUGACAGUAUUACCGAACACUGAGUGUUUUCGUCUUGUUGAGUAUUGAGCUGUCGGAGACAAUAAAAAGGGAUAGGGUCACUGUGAAGGCUUGAAAAUGAUCACCACAUUUAAACUCGCUGAUAACACAUAGUAGGUUUCAGAGACGGAAAUUCUUAACGCUGGGAUUAAAUAAACAGGUCACCUCUUUUUUUUUUUUUUUGGUCGUUUUGUGUCAGGGCCUCUAAACGCACACACUUCAGGCAAAUGAGGGGGAGGAGGCUGCACUCUUAUGUCAAAGGUCAGAGGCUAAUUACUCUGCCUAAAACCACACUUCCUGCAAUGACAGGAAGUUCAGUGUUUCCUAAGGUACUUCCUGUUGUUCAGAAGUGACCUCAUCUUACAUACCACUCCAGCAAACAAACACAAAGAUUUGAUCCUAAACUGUCUUGCUGUCUUUUCCUCUCUUCAUCAUCAGAGAAAGCACUUUGGCAGCUCUUCUAAAGUUCUUUUUUGUUAUAUAAAUUUCCACUCUGUAAAAUCCUGCCUGUGCAAAAGAAAAAAAAAAGUUUUGUAUUAUGCAUUUAUGACAAUGUGUGUAUUGUAUUUAUGUUUAAUAUGUGUAAAUGUCUGAAACGUCUUGUGUGCAAUAGCAUUGUGUGUCUAGUAGCAAGCUACCUGUGUGAAAUCGGUACAAAUUUUAAAACACUAAUAUUGGUACAUAAACAUUUUUUUCAUUACUUUUAUAUAAAAUAAAUUAGAUACAAAAUGCAAA